ACGCUCUUCGCUGUUUGCGCUUGCGCACUCCUGCCUGAGUGUCAGAGUCUCGAGCUAAACCUACGACGCUCAAGCAGUAGCUAGGAGCAGUCUACUAGCACGGUCUGCAUGGGACGUUUCAUAUGUAGUGGGUUGUAGGUUCACUUGAUGUCAGCACCCUCAGAGGAUGGGAGGGUCUGCACAAUCAAAAUCCAUCCAAGUGACUUCAGUUGAAACCUCUAACAAGCACCCACAUCUGUGAUCACUCUCAUGUUCGUGCAGAGCACCAAAUAGCUCAUUUUAAAACCACUGUUACAGAGCUCAAAGAAAGAGACUUAUUUCCAGCAUGGAGGGCGUGACAGUGGAUAACCUAAUAGACUUUGACCUGCCCUCAGGGACCACAGCUCUUGGCAUAGAUGGAGGUCAACACCAAGGCCAUACAAACAUUUUCUCCCCAGAGCCAGCGUCUUCCAUGGGACUCCACCAGCAGCCUUUACUGCCAGAGCCUAUGGUACCAACCAAGCCCAGCUCUCACCAUCACCACCACCAAGAGGAGGGAGACAGUAACAGCGAUGCCACAGAGUCGGCAGACAGCGAGAACGACAUGGACCCGCCCUCUCACAUGUGGGAGCUGAGGAGGUCGUCGUCUUCGUCCACUCACAGUGGAGAGGAGGCUGACGCUGAAUCGGUGGAGCGGAGGCAGUUCAUGAAGGCUUAUGUGGAGAAGGUGUUCCAUGGAAAGGAGGACUUUGACCAGGAAGAAAAGGCUCGUUUUGGAGAGCUGUGCAGUGGAGAGAAUGGCAAAGGCAGGGAGUGGUUUGCCAAAUAUGUCAGCGCACAGCGCUGCCACUCUAAAUGCGUGAGUGAAGCCACCUUCUACAGGCUGGUGCAGUCUUUUGCAGUUGUACUGUUUGAAUGUUAUCAGAUGGAUGACUACACUCCAGCCAAAAACCUCAUGACUAUGUGCUUCACAUACUACUACAUAGGGAAGUCCCAGCCCUCUCCCUCAGAACUGCUGGACCGUGGUGGUCCUCCAGCUGGUCUGGACUCAUACCUCAACAAGGCCAACUCCUGGCUGUCUGGAAAGAAGGAUGCUGCUGAGCGCCUCCUUAAAAACACAUCGAAGACUGACGUCAAAGGCUUCUUUGGAGGCCUCGAGAGCAAGCUGAGAAGCUCAAUCGCUCCAAAGGAUGGGGAGAGCCCUGUUGAGACCAAACCCAUGUCACCAGUGUCUGAGGCUCCAGUGGAAAAAAAAACAGAAAAGGUUUACCUGUACACCCACCUGAAGCAGCAACCCAUCUGGCAUACACUAAGAUUUUGGAAUGCUGCAUUUUUUGAUGCUGUCCACUGUGAGAGGAAAAAAAGAUCACCAACUACAAGGGGAACGAAGGAUGAAGAGAAGGUCGAGAGGGAGAAGUGGUGUCACAUGACCCAGGAGGAGAGAGACGACAGCUCCAAAAUCGAUGAGAACAUUGCCUUCGGCCAGCUGGGGACGUUCACUCAUAACAUGCUGGCGUUUGGGCUCAGUAAGAAGCUCUGCAAUGAUUUCCUGAAGAAGCAAGCAGUCAUUGGGAACCUGAAUGAAGAACAGUACAAGUUGCUGACUGACCAUAUAGAGAAAAUGGCAGCAGAGUGAGUCUGAAGACAACAGGACGAAGGCAGACAGAACACACACAACAGCAACUUCUUUCCAACUCAACAUCGCAGUGAUCAACUCUCCUUCUGACUGAUGUUGUGUUUGUGUGGUACACUGCUGAAAAAUAUAACCUGCUGCACUGAACUGUGCCAUAUUGUAGCAAACCCAGUUUAUCCAGUGGUAGUGCUCCUCUGCACCCAGUCCUGUAUCAGCAAUAAUACAUAAUCAUCAGCUGGCGUAUACCCGAAUAUCUCUCAUUCAGUGUAAAAUCUGAACAGGAUCUGUAUCAUGACACACUCUGAGGAUUUACACAUUAUAUACAUGGUGUGUAGGUUAUAUUAUCCUCUAUGCUGUUUCCUUGGCAACUAUAUUUAUUAUAUGUUAGUGUAGUAAAGUCUAACAGCCAUUGUAUGAAGUAUCUCCCUGCCUUGUUCCAUUUGACAUAAAUGUCUACAUGCAUUUCAAACCAGACCCGGGUUGUGAUAGUACAUGGCAAUAAUAACUUAUGCUUGUCUGUGCUUUUUAUAAAACUGUAGAAUCAUUUUAGAAUCAAAAACAAUAACUUUCAUCCAUCCAUCCAGUUUUUAUAUCGCUUUAUCCAUGCAGGGAGAACAAUAACGACAACAAAAAAAUGCAGCUUUAAUAAUUACUUAACAUAUAACUAAACAGUAUCCAUCCACGCCAAGUUCAACAUUCAGAGAAGUAUACUUACUAUCUUGCAGAGAGUUAGACAAAAACAUUAACACUCCCAUGUCUUUGUGCUAAAUAUGAAGCUACAGAAAAGAGAUGGUUAGCUUAGCAUAACAUAAAGCCUAGAAACUGUUAACCUGGCUCCAUAUAAGGUGAACAAAUCUGCCUAUCAGUACCUCUUAAGCUUAUUAAUUAACACAUAUUUUGUUUAUUCCGUCCAUACAAAAGCAAAGUGGAAAACUGACAAGGUGUUUUCUGUGGGUUGCUUUCAGAGGCAAAACCAUGACUUGUCAUUUUAACACAAGUUUUGUGUGGAUUAAACAAAAGAUAUCAGCUUUUAAUCACAUGUGUUGGCAGGUGGACAUUUUACCUUUUGACAGGCCGCACUGUUUUCCCCUGCUUCAAGUCUUUGAGCUAAGCUAAGCUAAGCUAACCGUCUGCCUGUGACAGCCUCAUGUUAAACAGACAAUGGAAUCUGGGCCAGAAAGAAACGAACAAAGUCUUCCUUUUGAGUAGUUACUCAGAGAAAUGUUAAUGCCUAUCCUAGUCCCAUUUUUGCAGCCUUUACUCUGGCACAUAUUUAUAAUCUAAUCUUAUUCAUUUUAUGUUUUUUAAUUCAAAACUUUAUUACCCUGAGAUCAUUGGAGCCUCCUGAUCCAUCCAAAGUGCCUUCCAUCAAAGUCAGUGUCCUCUUCUUUAUCCUCUGAUGCUAUGACUGACUGCCCAACCAAACACUAAUGCAGAGCCUGCACAGUUCACUCUUUUACUCAUUCCCUGAUAUAUGAACAACUUAUGCAUGCAAAUAAAAUUCAUUGUGUCGCUGUCUGAGUUUUCAGUGAUGGAUCUAAGUGGUAGUGGUAGUUGUGAUGCCAACAGUAAAGCUAAACAUGUCACCUGGAUAAAAGACUGUCCCACCAUACACUCUGUUUCCCAUCCUUCUGCAUGUGUAUCUAUCUGUUUAGCUAUCUAGUGUAUGCAAACAGCAUCCAGCAAACGUAAAACAAGUGACUGAAACUGUGAAGUGACAUUCACUAGUUGUAUUACUUCAUCCUACCACUAGGGGGUAACAUUGUUUCUUCACUCAUAGCACUUCUCAAUGAGUGACUCCUGAAUCCCAAAAGAAGUCCUAAUAGCUGUUUCAGGUAUAUAUCAACAUGUGCUUUUUAAAUAAUGUUCAAAUCAUAAAAUAUGCUUAUCUUCGUGUUUGCACCUUCUGUCAGAUGGAAUCCCAUUUCAAAUUGAUAAUCUGUUUCAAUCUGUUGUGUUGAUGAAGACAUUUUGUAAAUACUGUAUGUUUCUUUAUGUUGUAAGAAUUGAUCACGUGCUGCUGUUUGUGAAUUCUGGGUCUUUUAAUUGCAGGCGUAUCAACAGUAGGUGUUACUAGUGCAUUGUGAGCCUUGUUUCCGUGAGGAAAAUAAAUGUCCCUGAAGUGCUCCCGUACACCCCCAACUCUGUUUGACGUAGAUAUUCAAAGUAUUAGCAUAUCGUGUUGUGCAUAUGCAAUGUAAAUGUUAUCAUUCUCUACAGCUUUGUACCCUUCUGGCUUGAUUCGAGUAUUGACCUUUUUAUUGUACUUGUUAGCUCAGCAUGAACCAUGUGCACUACAGUUAUCUCUACACUCACACUACUCAUCUUUCUCUGAAAAAUGUUACAUUGAUGUGUUUUAUAGUGCGUGUUCUGUCUCGACAUCGACCAUAUCGGUUGUGAAAUGUUGACAGUAGAUUCUUUUGUUGCAUAGAUAAUCAUAUUGACUUUGUGUAAAGUAUCGACUAAGUGAAAUUUAGCAUUAAAGUAUCGCUUUAAGUUUUUGGGGGUUUGCCCUGUUGAUUAACUCAUGUGAUAAUGAGAAUUCAGUCUCCAAAUCCUUGUGUUCUCAGUUCCUGAUUACUUUGGGGUUCCACGUCAUGUUGCAGCUUACAUUGUACUGAGUAAUAUUAGCUAACCAGAAUGAUUUAAAGCAAAAACAGCUCUUCUAGGCAUGUUGUUAAAGUAGAUGAAUGGUCAGUCGAUUCACUGGAAACAAAAUGAAGGACCUAAUUCACCAUAGUUAAUGUUUUACAUUUUCAGGUGAGCAUGCUUGUGUUUAGGAGUAGAUUAACACUGUCACUUUCUGCAAAAAAACAACAAACAGAAAUUUUUGCCUGAAAAUUAGCAGAGGCAGAGCAGCUUCAAGGUCUCAUUUUUACACCUCCAAACUGGUGACAGUGUCCUAUUGACGUCUCAGGAGCACACUGAGUGAAUUUCUCCAAAUUUGUCCAGUUGGACUCAAAGUGAGCUGUUGAGACCAGAUUUGGGUGUCCACGUUGAAACUGUGCUGCUCGUAUAGAUCUCCUGUGCUGAUCGUAUAGAUCUGCUGUGCUGAUCGUAUAGAUCUCCUGUGCUGAUCGUAUAGAUCUCCUGUGCUGCUAGAUUGAACACCAACAUCCUUAUUUAAAGCAUCGCCGACCAUCAUGGCCACAAAUUUGUGUUCUGUCAGAAUCAACUUUAUUGUCCCAGCCUGUGAACACGUAGAAGGCAGCAGCAGUCCACCACAAGCUCAUUGGCUUUGCUGCUAUUGCGCUUCAGGUGAUUGUUGUUGCAGCAUGUGAUGAAGCUCCUCUGUACAAAUAAUGUCCAAGUGUCAAUACUGUGAUAACUUCCAUUUCACAAGAAAAGGGAUUUUACUCUUUAACAAAAAGGUCUCUCUCUGUAAGGAUCCUUUCUGUAAGGUUGUCAGACACUUGGAUUAAUAAUGUCAGCCUGUGAGUAGCUCCAAAAGCAAUUUUAGUGGACAUAACUUUAACGGUCAUAGUUGUCCCAGAGGAUUACAUUGCAGCUAAUGCAGUUAGGGCUGCCAGCUGAGCUGAUCUGCUGGACUAAUUCCAAAACUUUUGGUACACACACAGAAUUAUGUAACUAUAGCGACCAGGGUUUAAAAUAUAACAAUUCUCCUUAAAUUCUUUCAAAGUCACCAAUACUUAUAUGAGUCUGGGCAGACGCGGUAAUUUAGGUCUUGCCAGUGAAAGUGGCAGUAGCGCUAGUGACAAUAUCAAUGUUAUUGCCACAGUGGGACCCACUUAAUGUGCAUUAAAUCCUCAUCAUUGCUAGCCAACUGCUACCAUGGCGAACAGGUCUUGGAUUAGUUUAGCUGUGAUGAGGUGUUCGCAACACAAAUGACACUGCUGAAUGUUGCCUGGGUAGAAACUGAAAGCAAAUGAUGCAUUUAGAAAUCGUAGGCCAACUGCUAUGUGACAUACGGAGCCCCUGAUUUACCGGGAACACAAGGUGAACGAUGUGUGCGUGUGUCAGACUGACUGAGGAAUCUUUAGCAUCACACGUCCUGUGUUAUCCUGCUAUCUGCUCUAUCUGACGUGUCCAGCAGAGGUGUUAGCCUGUUUUACUGUGAUGUGUUUUUCGGUUUAUGCUUUGCUUGGACAUUUUGUUAUCAUGUUGAUUUAAGUUGCUGGUACUGUAAUAAAUGUCAUUUUUCGAUGUCA
Molecule: messenger RNA, 5781 nt
Organism: Scatophagus argus
Lineage: Eukaryota; Metazoa; Chordata; Actinopteri; Scatophagidae
Product: KIAA0513 ortholog
Exons: 13
Coding region: 326-1615 (429 amino acids)
Source: RefSeq, a predicted model, not a curated record